ACACUAAACCACCAAGUAAAGAAGCCAUAUUCGGUAAUUCUGAUCCUCCAGCGCGACACCUAAAAUAUGUUAUAUGUUUAGCUUCUUCAGUAGCUUCCUCAGAGUCUCCUUCAAUGAAAAAAGUGGCCGAAUAUAAAAAUAAUAUUUUGAAUUAUCUUUAA
This is a messenger RNA of Racocetra fulgida, 161 nucleotides long. NCBI's taxonomy places the organism in Eukaryota, Fungi, Glomeromycota, Glomeromycetes, Diversisporales, Gigasporaceae. The record is from the annotation of a GenBank genome assembly.